This is a messenger RNA of Chrysochloris asiatica (Cape golden mole), 2580 nucleotides long. RefSeq names its product heat shock 105kDa/110kDa protein 1 (gene HSPH1). Gene Ontology annotation, molecular function: ATP-dependent protein folding chaperone; ATP binding. The transcript is spliced from 18 exons. The record is from RefSeq and is a predicted model, not a curated record. Lineage: Eukaryota; Metazoa; Chordata; Mammalia; Afrosoricida; Chrysochloridae. Gene Ontology annotation, biological process: protein folding. Gene Ontology annotation, cellular component: nucleus; cytosol. The coding region runs from base 1 to 2580 and encodes 859 amino acids.
AUGGCGGUGGUGGGGCUGGACGUGGGCUCGCAGAGCUGCUACGUCGCGGUGGCCCGGGCCGGGGGUAUCGAGACCAUCGCCAACGAGUUCAGCGAUCGCUGCACCCCGGCAGUCAUAUCCUUUGGAUCAAAGAACAGGACGAUUGGAGUUGCAGCUAAAAACCAGCAAAUCACUCAUGCAAACAACACAGUCUCCAACUUCAAGAGGUUUCAUGGCCGGGCCUUCAGCGACCCCUUCAUUCAGAGGGAGAAGGGGAAUUUAAGUUACGAUUUGGUUCCAAUGAAAAAUGGCGGUGUUGGAAUCAAGGUCAUGUAUAUGGACGAAGAACAUCUGUUCAGUGUGGAGCAGAUUUCAGCCAUGCUGCUGACCAAGUUAAAGGAGACUGCUGAGAACAAUCUGAAGAAACCAGUGACAGACUGUGUCAUUUCAGUCCCCUCCUUCUUCACAGACGCGGAGAGGCGGUCAGUGUUGGAUGCAGCCCAGAUUGUCGGCCUGAACUGCCUGAGGCUCAUGAACGACAUGACUGCGGUGGCUCUGAAUUAUGGGAUCUAUAAGCAGGACCUUCCAGGCCUGGAUGAGAAACCUCGGAUCGUGGUUUUUGUUGAUAUGGGACACUCGGCAUUUCAAGUUUCUGCCUGCGCCUUUAAUAAGGGAAAAUUGAAGGUCCUGGGAACGGCCUUUGAUCCUUUCUUAGGAGGAAAGCAUUUUGAUGAAAAGUUAGUGGAACACUUUUGUGCAGAAUUUAAAACCAAGUACAACUUGGAUGCAAAAUCCAAAAUCCGAACCCUGCUUCGCUUAUAUCAGGAGUGUGAGAAACUGAAAAAGCUGAUGAGUUCUAUCAGCACGGAUAUCCCUUUAAACAUCGAGUGCUUCAUGGAUGACAAGGACGUGUCGGGAAAGAUGAACAGGUCCCAAUUUGAGGAACUGUGUGCUGACCUCCUGCGGAAGAUUGACGCGCCCCUUCGUGCGCUGAUGGAGCAGACACAGCUGAAAGGUGAUGACAUCAGCGCUGUUGAGAUCGUGGGAGGCACUACCCGCAUCCCAGCUGUGAAGGAAGCCAUCGCCAGGUUCUUUGGGAAGGACGUGAGCACAACGCUGAACGCGGAUGAAGCCGUGGCCCGUGGCUGUGCUCUACAGUGUGCCAUCCUCUCCCCAGCCUUCAAGGUUAGAGAGUUUUCUGUCACUGAUGCCAUCCCAUUCCCGAUAUCUCUGUUCUGGAACCACGGUUCUGAAGACACCGAGGGCGUUCACGAGGUCUUCAGCCGGCACCACUCGGCCCCGUUCUCCAAGGUCCUCACCUUCCUGAGAAGAGGACCCUUUGAGCUAGAAGCCUUCUACUCAGAUCCUCAAGGAGUCCCCUACCCAGAAGCAAAAAUAGGCCGCUUCGUAGUUCAGAACGUUUCCUCCCAGAAAGAUGGAGAGAAAUCUAAAGUGAAGGUCAAGGUGCGGAUCAACACCCACGGCAUCUUCACCGUGUCGACGGCGUCAAUGGUGGAGAAGGUCCCCAUCGAGGAGAGUGAGGCGUCCUCUGUGGAAGCAGACGUGGAGUGUCCAAGCCAGCGCCCCACAGAAAACCCAGAUGGUGAUAGAAAUGUCCAGCCAGAGAGCAGUGAAGCCGGAACACAGCCCCAGGUACAAACUGAUGGCCAACACACCUCCCAGACACCCCCUCCACCAGAACUUAGCUCCGAAGAAAACAAAAUCCCCGACGCCGACAAGGCAAGUGAAAAGAAAGUUGACCAGCCUCCAGAAGCCAAAAAGCCUAAAAUAAAGGUGGUGAAUGUGGAGCUUCCCGUGGAGGCCAGCCUGGUGUGGCAGUUGGGGAAGGACCUUCUGAAUCUGUACAUUGAGACCGAGGGUAAGAUGAUAAUGCAGGAUAAGCUGGAAAAAGAACGGAACGACGCUAAAAAUGCGGUGGAGGAAUAUGUGUAUGAGUUCCGGGACAAGCUGUGUGGCCCCUAUGAGAAGUUCAUCAGUGAGCAGGAUCAUCAGAAUUUUCUGAGACUCCUCACAGAGACUGAGGACUGGCUGUAUGAAGAAGGAGAAGACCAAUCGAAACAAGCGUACGUGGACAAGUUGGCCGAGCUAAUGAAAAUUGGCUCUCCAAUUAAAGUCCGCUUUCAAGAAGCAGCAGAACGGCCUAAGCUGUUGGAAGAGCUGGGACAGCGGCUGCAGCACUUUGCCCAGAUCGCAGCCGACUUCCGAGCCAAGGAUGAGAAAUACAACCACAUCGAUGAGUCUGAAAUGAGCAAGGUCGAGAAGUCUGUUAACGAAGUGAUGGAGUGGAUGAAUAACGUCAUGAACGCUCAGGCGAAAAAGAGUCUUGAUCAGGAUCCUGUGGUACGCGCUCAGGAAAUUAAAGCAAAAGUGAAGGAAUUGAACAGUGCUUGUGAGCCUGUCGUCACUCAACCCAAACCCAAAAUUGAAUCCCCCAAACUGGAAAGAACUUCAAAUGGCCCAAACACAGACAGAAAAGAAGAUGACGUCGAAGGCAAAAACCACUUUGGUGCUGAUGCUCCUCAUUCGAAUGGUGACUGUUCUUCCAAGGAGAAGAGCUCCAUCCACAUGGACUUGGACUAG